UCAAAUUACUUUUUAUUCACGACGCUCUACAGAGUGGUGCUGACCUUAAAUGCAGUUUGUAUAUGUACAAUUAUCUAUGAAUGAAUUAAAUAAACGAAAGAAUCAUUAAAAGAGAAAGUGACAAAAGUUCUAGACAUAAACGCGUGAAAUGUAAGAGGGGAAAUUCGCUAAUACUACUGGAUUUACGAUGAAACAGUAACACACACACUUCCUAAAGCCUGCUACCAAUUUACUCCGUUUAAGCAACUGAUUCUUACUGUGUGGUUGCAAAUCAUAUUUUAAUCCUGAGAGUUGAGGCAGCUGGCUAAAUCAUGGAUUGCAUUACCUUACUCUUUUUGUCUGAAGAUGAAGAUGCCUUGAGCUUUAGUGAUCGCCUCUGGGAUGUUUGAAAUAGCCUUUUGACUGAGACUACAUCCUAUGAAAACAUCACAUACAUAUCACAAACCUAUAAGAGAGACAAAGUGAAUAUGAAUUUCACGACAAGCUUCCUGAAAAAAGAGCUGCAGCUCUCGAACGCCUUUCUGUCCUUGAAUGGCUCUCUCCGUGAAGUUAAGGACUUCAAGAGUGAUUAUUUCCUCCACCAGGGUGGAGAACUGGAGAGACUGCUUCUAUUGACAAUCAAGGAGCCUACCACUAUCGCUCUCACUGUGAUGUAUUCAUUAUCAUUUGUGGUGGGCUUCAUUGGAAAUCUCAUGGCCAUUCGAAUGCUUACCUGCCAGAAGAGUAAUAAGAUGAAGAGCAUCAGUGCCACACGGAGUUUACUCAUCAACUUGUCAGUGUGUGACCUGAUGGUGGUUUGCAUCUGUAUGCCCAUCACGCUUGGCCACACCAUUUACACCGCAUGGGUGUAUGGAGACCUCCUGUGCCGAGCCGUUCCCUUCAUCCAGGCUGUGUCCGUUUCAGCCAGUGUCCUCAGCCUGACCGUCAUCAGUGUUAACAGAUACUACAGUGUUCACAAUCCACUGAAUUCCCUCUCCUACUUCACUCAGAAGAAGAUCUACAUCACUAUUGUGGGUGUGUGGGUCGUGUCCUCUGUGAUUUGUGCACCUUUACUCUUCAUGAUCAAGGUGGAUGAGAUCCACUUGAUUGACAUUGUAGUGCCAAUCUGCAGAGAGCUCUGGCCUCGGGCGACUCUCAAGCAGGCCUACAAUGUUCUUCUCUUCGUCGCUCUCUACUGCAUACCUGUGACUUUCAACCUGAUCAUCAGCUUUCUAACAGGCAGGAAGCUCUGGUGGGCUUCUCAACAUUUCACUGACUUUGAUCCUCACAGCCAGGCCAUGCACGCCUCGUGCCUGAAGAUGCGCAAGAAGAUCGCCAAGGUGGUGGUCACUUUGGUCCUUCUGUUCGCUGUCUCCUGGCUCCCACUCUAUGUGGCAGAUAUUCUGAUUGACCAGGAGGUCCAUCCACCUCACUGGGUUUUGCAGACUCGUCCUUUUGCCCAGUGGUUGGGCCUCACUAACUCCAGCCUCAAUCCCAUCUGCUAUUGUCUCUUAGGCGAUUUGUACCGCUCUGCCAGAGCAGUCAGGUCAAAGUAUCAUCAGAGGAUGCUUUCGGUCCUUGGAUCUUCCAGCUCUAGAAAACUGUCUCGUUUCCUCUCUCUCAAACAGCAGCAAGCUGACCAGCGACAAGGUGCUGUAAGCCAGGUGUCAAUGGAGACCCUCUCUGAUUGGUGUUCCAACAACAGCCAGAUGGUGUCUAUCCAAAGCAUAUCAGGGAGGAUAGUGUCUAGGAGCAAUCCUGAAUUAUCAAACCUGUAGUCAGACGGGAAGAGUUCACCCAAAAAAUAUAAUUCUCUCAUUAUUUACUCUCCCUUAUGCCAUCUCAAACUCACAUGACUUUCUGUCUUCUGUGGAACACAGGAAAUAUAUUUCAUGUAGAUAUAAGGUAUUUUUGUCCAUGCAAUGCAAGCUCCAAAAAAUACAAAAUGGCAGCAUAAAAGUAAUCCAUAAGACUUGAGUGGUUUAAUCCAUGUCUUUUGAAGCGAUACCAUUGGUUUUAGGUGAGAAACGGAUCAUAUUUUUAACUAUAACUCUUGACUAAGCAGUCUCCUUGGCAAUCAUGAUUUGAAGCUCGAUGUGUACAGCACUCUGCGCAUGUUUCAAGCGCGAGAAAGUUUAAUCGAAUUUCAAAGCAUGAUCAGCAAGGAGACUGAUGAUAUCAAGAUUUAUCCUCGUGUGGCCCCAUGUCCACAUGUGUGGAUGUUGUAUUUUGGCUUCACUAUAUGCAACGCAUAAUUUAAAUGAAUUAAAUCCGACUAAAUACUGUUCACAAGACUCUACACUGUCAUUUAAGGGUUAAACUUCUGGUGCAUUGCAUCACGUGACAUAACAGCAUGUAGCUGAUUUCCAGGAAGCGUUACUACAGGCCCAGUGCCAACAAAAGUGCCUCUGGUAAGAAACCCCUUUAAGUUUCUUGACUGAAACCUGUUUGGUUGUAAAGAGUAGCAUCUCUAGUUUCGUUUAAAAAAUCCAUUCAUUUUUCGUGUGUCAGCACGCUGAUAAACAUGAUGUACACAUAUGUGGAAAAUGGGGCCUUUUUCCCUCAAAAGUUGAAAUAACAUGUACAUUAUUUUUAAUAACUUUCAACUAUAACACAUCUCUGGGUCAUUUUGCUUCAUUUGAAUAUAAAUGUAGUUUUAUUUUAUUUUGUUAUUACUGUACAAUACUGUUCUAUUCAUUAACAUUAGUAAAUACAUUCCUAUAUAUUUACUGUACAUUUUCAUAUUGAGAAUAAAUGUAUUCAUCUAAAAGCUGAAAAUUUUUGCUUUCAGAGACUUUAUAUGGAGUUAGGAUGAAAAUAAGGUGCAUUUCAAACUGUUCUGAGACCAGUGCAGACAGAGAGCACACUGGAGGUGAAGUCAUUCACUAAAUAGGGAGCAAGGGAGCAAGGGAGCAAUGGUGCAUCCUAUAGCUUUCUAUGCAACUAAGUUCAUUCAGUCCUAAAAUCCGACCAAAAGUUCAUUUUCAGGCUGCAUGAUGAUGUUUGGACCACUCAACAUGUUUGGCAGACAUAGGACAAUGAAAAUCAGUACAUAAUUUCAGAAUUUUAUAAUGCAAAAUGUUAUUUUAAUAUGGUUUGACGAUGUUGGCCAUUACUUUUAAUCAGAAUUAUUUAUUGAGCUUUAUAGAAAAUCAGCUGUAAUGUCUAACAUCUCAAUACUAUGAAUAACCAACACUUCUGGAAACAUAAUAAACUAUUUGAUGAAAAUAAUAUGACUUUCUAUAGCUUGGUAUUACUUAAAAUUUCACAAAUUAGUCCCGCUGUCUACAUAUGUGGACAUACAUUUUUAGGAACUCUUCUUGCUCUAGAAAAAAAUAUUUGUUUUGCUUGUUUAUUAGGUGCUACUAGUUACAAAUCAAAAAUGGAAAUGAAAAAUGCACACAGCAGUAACGAAGGGGUCUCAGGAGGUUAAAGUAAAAAAAGUAGUUACAUUUUGGCUCUGAAGACAUGGAUUAAACCAGUCGAGUCAUAGGGAUUACCUUAAUGCUGCCUUUAUGUCCUUUUUGGAUUAUGAAGUGUUGCACAAAAACAACUCAUAUCUUCAUCAAAAUAUCUUUGUUUGUGUUCUGUAGAAGAAAGAAAGUCAUCCGAGUUUGAGACGGCACAAAGGUGAGUAAAUAAUGAGAGAACUAUUCCUAUAAUUGUUGAUUAUUUGCCUUUAGUGCUGUAGAAUAGCAUGCAAUUAUGUGCUAGCCACUAGCCAUUCUAAGAAAAUCAGCUGAGUAAGUGCUUUGAUACAACAAUAGCAUGAUUUUAUCUGUAAACUGUCCAGUUAUAUUGCCUCGUCAGUUACACUGUACAUGAAUAAAAGAUGUUCUUUUCUUGAUUUUGUGACUGUUAAUAAGGAGCAACCUGGUCUCAGAAUCGCGUUACUUCAUUUUUACUAAAUGAGUUUUAUGUGGCUCGUUUUACAGUUUGCUGCAGUUUCCUUGUGAAUUGAACACUAGAGGCGCUACAACGACAAAAUAUUUUAUUUCCUUUUCAACAAAUCACGAGUAGAAAGUCUUAAUUGUGUUGCACUUGCAAUGCAAAGGGUCGGGGUAUGGGUAUUAAAGAGCAUGCAAGUUGACACGUGAGCCGAAAGUGUAAUAGAUGCACCACAAAAUGACCUGGUUGCUUCAGCAAUUGCUUUUUUAAUGACUCUUAUUGGUUAGGUUUAAGGUUUAGAGUAGGGAGGUAGCUUUUGUUGAUUUAAAACACAAUAGAGCAUUAACCUUAAAAACCUCAUUAAACUCCCUUUUAGCACCACUGAGUAGACAUUUAUCUCAAAACUGUCGCAAUAUGUGUAUGGAGUUACGUGAUAUAAUUCUGCAAAUAUGUCGCCACAGUCACGUAGUUUUCAUGAGAUCAGGCUCACAGUUCUGUAAAGACAUCAGUGACACAGAUUGUACAUAAAUGCUCGAUUUCUCACCACCAUAGGCAGAACAGAUGUGUUUUAAAUGAUGGCAGAAACAAAACAAAUCUAUGUGAACUGCACAGUGCAUUACACUGAUUUCCCAUACUCUGUCUAUAAACAUAUAGACAUAAACAUCUGCAUUCAGGAACACUGGUUUCAGAUUAAGGAAUUCUGUGCACGAAUGAAAUGAAAGGCAGGCAGAAUCUAUAGAUCCAAAUUGCCUUGAGAAGAUUAUAUUCAUAGUGAUUCUAUUAAAUGAAAUGUAUCAUGCUUGAUUGUGAAUAAUCAUUUGUAUGUGCUUUUUUCAAUGAAGAUGGUUCUGAGGUGGUUCAGUGAUUAGACCUUUUGAUGGGAAUAUAUCCACACCCUGAAAAAAAAAGAUAUUGUACAAAACCAUCGUUCACAAUUUCAUUUCUUUUAUCAUGACACAUAUUCACUGUGAGGAAAAGGCAUUAUAAAAGCAAGAGAUGCACUAAUACAGAAUGCAGAAAGGUCUGAUAGAUUAUAUUAUAAGAAUCCAGAACAUGAUUACAGAUUACAUAGUCGAAAAAUGCAAUAACAAUGAAAUGUAAGACUCGUAAGAAUUAGCGUCUACUGAGAGCAGAUUUUGAAAGCUGAUGAAUGGUAAUUCAGUUCAGGAGAGCUAUGGGCGGUUCGUACUGUUUGUUCAGCCAGAGCUCAGUGGCACAUCUUUCACAGGGACAGGGUGUAAUAGAUAGAAGAACAAGGAGCACUUCUUGAUUAAAAUCACAGAAUCUAUUAAUAUCUGGGGGCAGAUAAUAUCAUCCUUUUAUAUAAUGCAAAACCAACACAUUCUGUAUAUGGUUAAAUUUUACAGUAUAUUUGCAUUGAAGAAUAUUCAAAAGACAUGUAAGUCAGUGUUUGUGAAGCCAUUGUUGUUUAUACCAAAUUUCUUUGAAUGUGAAAAAUGUAGUGCUUUGUUUUAUUGCAAAAACAAUAAGCUUUGAGAUCUUUCACAGACUAAACAGUUACAAAAAUGUAUGUAAUGAACUAAGAACUGUGCAAGUCCACAAAAAGGGUGAACAUACACAAUUAAAUGUUUA
This is a messenger RNA of Myxocyprinus asiaticus (Chinese sucker), 5460 nucleotides long. Its product is annotated as QRFP-like peptide receptor. The record is from RefSeq and is a predicted model, not a curated record. Gene Ontology annotation, molecular function: neuropeptide Y receptor activity; peptide binding. Gene Ontology annotation, cellular component: membrane. Lineage: Eukaryota; Metazoa; Chordata; Actinopteri; Cypriniformes; Catostomidae. The transcript has 2 exons. Bases 468 to 1757 code for a protein of 429 amino acids. Gene Ontology annotation, biological process: neuropeptide signaling pathway.